AUGUCCAACGAGCUCGACAGAGAGUCGCUGGAGUACCUCCUCGGCUACCCAGAGAUGCCACCAGGUUUCCUGGCCCCUAUGGCUAUCAAACAGGAACCUGGCGCCGAAGACCCCGCCCCCGUGCCCAUCAAGCGCGAGCCCAGCCCGGACGAGCAGCACAUCAAGCCCGAAGACGCCGCCAUCAAGGCCGAAGAGGCAGAAAUAAAGCAAGAGAUGGCCACCCUCGAUCACCUGGUCAACACAUAG
Messenger RNA from Aureobasidium uvarum, 246 nucleotides. The record is from the annotation of a GenBank genome assembly. Lineage: Eukaryota; Fungi; Ascomycota; Dothideomycetes; Dothideales; Saccotheciaceae.